Molecule: messenger RNA, 1042 nt
Organism: Plectropomus leopardus (leopard coralgrouper)
Lineage: Eukaryota; Metazoa; Chordata; Actinopteri; Perciformes; Serranidae
Gene: pno1
Product: partner of NOB1 homolog
Cellular component (GO): nucleus
Molecular function (GO): RNA binding
Source: RefSeq, a predicted model, not a curated record
CGCUGCACGAGGACACUCUCAUGCCUCUGUUGCCCACACUCUGCCUCAGUUUUCACUCUUUAAUCUGAUUUAAAACUAGUUUCGAGGAUGGACACGGAUAAAAAUAUAACCCCGGAGUCUGGCGCCGCCACGGAGAGUAUCGACGACGCGGAGUCUUUCACAAAGGUGAAAUCUAAAAAGAGUCAGAAGCGAAAACGUGAACAAGAUGGAGCGGACAUGGACACAGAGGGGCCCGUGGCGAGCAAACGGCCGCAGUUUCCGCCGAUUUCAAGCGACAAAUUACGGGGACCAGAUGAGAUGCGCAAAAUCCCUGUCCCAAGUCACAGGUACACCCCACUGAAAGAAAACUGGCUCAAGAUUUUCACCCCCAUUGUAGAGAACCUACAGCUUCAAGUUAGAUUCAACCUCAAAACUAGGAAUGUUGAAAUCAAAACGUGCAAAGAAACACAGGACAUCGCCUCGCUCACGAGAGCAGCAGAUUUUGUUAAAGCGUUUGUUCUGGGAUUCCAGGUUGAAGAUGCUCUCGCUCUGAUCAGAUUAGACGAGCUUUUCCUAGAAAGCUUCGAUGUCACAGACGUGAAACCCCUGAAGGGAGACCACUUAUCCAGAGCCAUUGGCAGAAUAGCAGGGAAGGGAGGAAAGACCAAAUUCACAAUCGAAAAUGUCACAAAGACUCGCAUUGUGCUUGCAGACACAAAAGUUCAUUUAUUAGGAUCUUUCCAGAAUAUCAAGAUGGCCCGGACAGCGAUAUGUAACUUAAUCUUAGGAAGUCCACCUUCAAAGGUCUACGGCAACAUCAGGGUGGUGGCUAGCCGGACUGCCGAGAGAUUCUGAAGUCUGGUGGGCUGCUGCGUGUUAUUUAUCAUUUACCCCACUGGCUGGUGGGAAUCCCACAUUGAUCUGUGACUGUUUGGACCGACACCUCAGGUUCCUCUGUUGUGGCCUGCUGACCCAAAACAUGAGGCAAAAUAAUGAUACAUGCAUGAACAGAGUGCAGUUAUAUGUAAGCAUUAUUUGUGUAAAUAAAUAAUUUCAAUCCCCA